This is a messenger RNA of Salvia splendens (bonfire salvia), 1037 nucleotides long. Its product is annotated as DNA-directed RNA polymerase III subunit rpc6. The transcript has 2 exons. Gene Ontology annotation, biological process: transcription by RNA polymerase III. Gene Ontology annotation, cellular component: RNA polymerase III complex. The record is from RefSeq and is a predicted model, not a curated record. The coding region runs from base 147 to 866 and encodes 239 amino acids. NCBI's taxonomy places the organism in Eukaryota, Viridiplantae, Streptophyta, Magnoliopsida, Lamiales, Lamiaceae.
ACGGUGUUUUCACGGCCUCACCAAAAUCCAGGGGUGAUUACCUGAUUUCUUCGGAACGCCAAACUCCGUCGUUCUUUUCCGCGCCGCACUUCAUCAUCCCUACUUCUUUAACCCUCUCUUCAUCCUUCUUCUCAGUCAAUUUAGGUAUGAAUCGGGCGGUUGUUGCAGCCGGCAAGAGGAAGAGAGCUAGUGAACCACCUCUAACAAGAGAUGAGCAGCAGAUCCUUGAUUUGAUCCUCAGCAAAGAGGGCUCUGGCAUUCAGCCGAGGGAGAUCAAAUAUCAGCUUAAGAUCCCUGACCCUGUCAUAACCAAAGCAAACAAAACCCUCUUGGCUAAAAAUUUGAUUAAAGAGGUAAAAGGCAUUCAACGAGGGGGCGCAGCAAGGAAAAUCUUCAUGGGAUUCAACUUCACCCCCUCUGACGUAGUUAGUGGGGGCAUCUGGUACGAGGAUGGGAAGAUCGACACUGAAUUUGUUAACGGUCUUAAAAUGCUCUGCCUUUCGAAGGUGAGGAAGAGCAAGGUUACUACCCUGGAGGGGCUCUACAAGUUCGUGAAUGAGGCCAAGGUGGCAAAAGUUGAAAUCCCUAAGCCACAGCUCGAUGAGUUGCUGACUUCAAUGGUACUAGAGAAGGAACUAGUGGAGGUGAAGAGCACUGGUAUGGGAGCUUUUUGUGGGAUUCGCAUUGGAGAAACGUGUUACAAGCUUCCAACUGCAGGACGAGGGGUGGCAAAGGGUUCGAUUACAGGGGCAUUUGCUUCAAUUCCUUGUGGUGCGUGUCCCAGGAUUGAUCUCUGCACACCCGAUGGGGUCAUCUCCCCCUCUACUUGUGUCUAUUUCAAUCAGUGGUUAGACAUCAAACUCUAGACACCCAAUUUAUUGUCAUUCAUUAGACCUUUUGUUGGUAUAGAUGCUUCCUCGAUUUGAGACACAUUUAAGGCUAAACUAAAGUAGUAAAGCUAGCAACCAAAUAUGGAUCAUAGAGAAACUCGGCUUGUUUUUCUUUUACAACAAGAAUUCAGCUUGUUAGUUGUCUCA